Molecule: messenger RNA, 5609 nt
Organism: Syngnathoides biaculeatus (alligator pipefish)
Lineage: Eukaryota; Metazoa; Chordata; Actinopteri; Syngnathiformes; Syngnathidae
Gene: grk5l
Product: G protein-coupled receptor kinase 5 like
Exons: 16
Coding region: 427-2181 (584 amino acids)
Biological process (GO): protein phosphorylation; regulation of signal transduction; signal transduction
Cellular component (GO): cytoplasm
Molecular function (GO): ATP binding; G protein-coupled receptor kinase activity
Source: RefSeq, a predicted model, not a curated record
UGUGCUGCACUCAGCCUGCCAACCUCUGCCGCGCAAACGUGAAGCCGUCGGCGGUGUCCCGCUGGUGUCCACCGAGGGCAGCGCAGGUCUCUCCCUCUCUCUCUCUCUCUCUCUCUCUCUCUCUCUCUCUCUCUCUCUCCCCCCCCCCUAGUGUGGAUCCUCUGUGGCCAAGUCACGCAUGGGACCCCCUUUGCGCAAGUCGAAAUGAAAUGCACAACAAGGACCGUGGCCGUGUUGCGCUGCAAGCAGAGCCAAGAAAUCCUCUCCCAUCCCAGACGACUUUUGCCAUGAGCGAGAUUCGCUGGGCUGCCGACGACCAGUGAAGACGCCGCGCCAGCCCGAAGGACGCCGGUGGUUCCGCUGCAGACGUUCGUGUAGAACGUGAACCUCUGCAUUCGGGAUUUUUAUUUUAUUUUAUUUUUUUUAAUGGAGCUGGAGAACAUCGUGGCCAACACUGUCCUGCUUAAAGCCAGAGAGGGUGGAGGAGGCAAGCGGAAAGGGAGGAGCAAAAAAUGGAAGGAGAUCCUUCGGUUCCCCCACAUAAGUCAGUGCACUGAGCUGGGCAGCGGCAUCGAGAAGGACUAUGUCAGCAUCUGUGAGAAGCAGCCUGUCGGAAGGCAGCUCUUCCGAGUUUACUGCGAGACCAGACCAAAACUGCAACGCUGCAUUCAACUGCUGGAUGCAAUGGAAGAUUACGAGGUGACGCCUGAUGAAAAACGAAAAAGCAGAGGGGACCAGAUUAUCAAGACCUUCCUUUCCAAACAAUCGCCCGAGCGUGUGGACAUCGCGGAGGCCUUUGCAGAUCAGUGCCGAGAGAACCUGGAGCUCAGUCCGUGUAAGGAGAUCUUCAGCAACUGCCGCAAAGCAGUCCACGACUACUUGAGCGGGGCACCGUUCGCAGAUUUUGAGAACAGCAUGUAUUUUGACCGCUUCCUGCAGUGGAAGAUGUUGGAGAGGCAACCCAUCACGAAAGACACGUUUAGACAGUACCGAGUCCUGGGGAAGGGAGGAUUUGGAGAGGUGUGUGCCUGUCAGGUUCGAGCCACGGGAAAGAUGUAUGCCUGCAAGAAGCUGGAGAAGAAGAGGAUCAAGAAAAGGAAAGGAGAGUCCAUGGCCCUCAACGAAAAGCAGAUCUUGGAGAAAGUCAACAGUAGAUUUGUUGUGAGUUUGGCCUACGCGUACGAGACCAAAGACGCUCUCUGUCUGGUGCUGACCAUCAUGAAUGGCGGAGACCUGAAGUUUCACAUCUACAACAUGGGCACGCCAGGCUUCGACAAAGACAGGGUCCAGUUUUAUGCUGCUCAGAUCUGUUGCGGUCUCAAGCAUCUUCAUCGAGAAUCCAUUGUCUACAGAGAUUUAAAACCGGAGAACAUCCUACUUGAUGACAACGGACACAUCCGCAUUUCUGACCUGGGCCUCGCCAUUAAAGUGCCUGAAGGGGAGAUGAUCAGAGGAAGGGUGGGCACGGUGGGCUACAUGGCUCCAGAAGUAAUCAACAAUGAAAAGUACGGAAUGAGUCCCGACUGGUGGGGGCUGGGCUGCCUCGUGUACGAGAUGACGGCGGGGCGAUCGCCCUUCCGUGCCCGCAAAGAGCGAGUGAAGCGGGAGGAGGUGGAGAGGAGGGUGCAGGAGGAAGAGGAGGAGUACAGCGACAAGUUUACAGAGGACACCAAGGAAAUCUGCAGAAGGCUGCUCACCAAAGACCCAAAGCAGAGGCUGGGUUGCCACGGGGACAGAGCGGCCGGCGUCAAGGCCCACGCCUUCUUCAAAAACAUCAACUUCAAGAGGCUGGAAGCUGGAAUAGUGGAGCCUCCUUUUGUGCCUGAUCCUCGGGCGGUCUACUGUAAGGAUGUGUUGGACAUCGAGCAGUUCUCCACUGUCAAGGGAGUCAAUUUGGACCAAACUGACAACGACUUCUACUCCAAAUUUGCGACAGGCAGUGUUUCCAUCCCGUGGCAGAAUGAGAUGAUAGAAACGGAGUGUUUCAGAGACCUGAACGUGUUCGGCCCCCAAGGGACGAGACCUCCGGACCUAGACUGGAGUCAACCUCCGGAGCCUCCCAGACGCAGCCUGCUGGACAGGAUCUUCAGGAGGCACCACCCAGAGGUGUCUAUCUCUCACAGCCGUGUGCAGUCUUCCAGCGUAAACUCUGUGGACUCAAUGUCCAACUCUGCCCCCUAGUGGUGCAGUGACACGCACACAAAGGGAAAGAAGCCCCGAGGGUUUACCCGCUGCUAAUUAGUCCAUAGCUGGGUCGUGAGACUGCCUGUCUAAAGUCUCGUGGGUCAGCCCAUUAAAGGGGGAUUGACCAGGCCCGGAUACUUGGGCCCUUUUUUUAGUGAGAUGGUCAGAGCCAUUUUGAAAUAUUUGGACGAACCCUCUUACCCUCAGGAUCGAUGGACGACAGAACAGAUUCACUUGUGUUGCUCAAAGAGUUCAGAGGAGAGAAACUAAGCUAUUUUUUUUUCAGGGGAUCCAUUGUAUCAUAAAGACCCACGGCAAGGAAUUGAAAAGUGGGUCCUCCCGUGUGAUGUUUUUCUUUUUCCAGAAAUACUGUAGUCUUUUACUUCCUGGCCUGUACCAAUAGCUAGCUAGCCAUCUAUGUAUAGCGUCACCAACCCGUAUAUCACUGAUAUUACCUUCUCAGUAUUUCCCGCCUGUCUUACCUCACAUCAGUCCUUAACAUUCAGAAACGACGGCCUCGUCCGCGACGUCAGCUCCGAAUAAGCUUCGCCUGGUCUCCGCUCGGGCCAAAGAUAGAUCGGCUGCGUGAUUUUGAUGACAUUUACAAUCACGUGAGACUUGUUUUUGGGCUGUUUGAUAAGUAUAAUACACACCCUCUUCAUAUGUGAGCCUACAGGCGUAUCACAUACAGUGAAGAAAUAAGUGUUUGAACACCCUGCUGUAUUGCGAGUUCUCCAACUUAGAAAUCGUGGAGGGGUCUGAAAUUUUCAUCGUAGGUGCAUGUCCACUGUGAGAGAGAUCAUCUAAAAAGAAAAAUCCAGAAAUCACAAUGUAUGAUUUUUCAAUGAUUUAUUUGUGUGAUACAGCUGCAAAUAAGUAUUAGAACACCUGAGGAAACCAGUGUUAAUAUUUGGUACAGUAGCAUUUGUUGGCUAUUACAGAACAUUUCCUGUAGUUGUUCACCAGGUUUGCACACACCGCAAGAGGGAUUUUGGCCCACUCCUCCACACAGAUCUUCUCUUGAUCAGACAGGUUUCUGGGCUGUCUCUGAGAAACACAGAGUUUCAACUCCCUCCAAAGAUUUUCUAUUGGGUUUAUGUCUGGAGACUGGCUAAGCCACGCCACAACCUUGAUAUGCUUCUUACAGAGCCACUCCUUGGUUUUCUUGGCUGUAUGCUUCGGGUCAUUGUCAUGUUGAAAGACCCAGCCACGACCCAUCUUCAAUGCCUUGACUGAGGGAAAGAGGUUGUUUCCCAAAAUCUCACAAUACAUGGCCGCGGUCAUCCUCUCCUUAAUACAGUGCAGUCGUCCUGUCCCAUGUACAGAAAAGCAGCCCCAAAGCAUGAUGCUACCACCCCCAUGCUUCACAGUAGGGAUGGUGUUCUUGGGAUGGAACACAUCAUUCGUCUUCCUCCAAAUACGGUUCCUGGAAUUAUGACCAAAAAGUUCUAUUUUGGUCUCAUCUGACCACAAAACUUUCUCCCAUGACUCCUCUGUAUCAUCCAAAUGGUCAUUGACAAACUUAAGACGGGCCUUGACAUGUGCUGGUGUAAAAAGGGGAACCGUCCGUGCCAUGCAUGAUUUCAAACCAUGACGUCUUAGUGUAUUACCAACAGUCACCUUGGAAACGGUGGUCCCAGCUCUUUUCAGGUCAUUGACCAAGUCUGUCGUGUAGUCCUCGGCUGAUUCCUCACCUUUCUAUGGGUCAUUGAGACUCCACGAGAUGAUAUCUUGCAUGGGGCUCCAUUCCGAUCGAGAUUGACCGUCAUCUUCAGUUUCUUCCAUUUUCUAAUGAUUGCUCCAUCAGUGGACCUUUUUUCACCGAGCUUCUUGGCAAUUUCUCCGUAGCCUUUUCCAGCCGUGGGGAGUUUUACAAUUUUGUCUCUGGUGUCCUUGGACAGGUCUUUGGUCUUGGCCAUGUUACAAGUUAGAGUCUUAGUGAUUGUAUGGGGUGGACAGGUGUCCUUUUGCAGCAAACGAUGUCACACAGGUGCAUCUGAUUCAGAGUAAUACAUGAAGCAGAGGUCGACUUUUAAAGACGGACUAACAGGUCUUUGAGAGUCUGAAUUCUAGCUGAUAGACAAGUGUUCAAAUACUUAAUUGGAGCUGUAUGACACAAAUAAAUCGUUAAAAAAAUCAUACAUUGUGAUUUCUGGAUUUUUCUUUGUAGAUGAUCUCUCUCACAGUGGACAUGCACCACCGAUGAAAAUUUCAGACCCCUCCAUGAUUUCUAAGUGGGAGAACUUGCACUAUAGCAGGGUGUUCAAAUACUUAUUUUCUUCACUGUGGCUUGCACCCCGAGAAUCGCGCUUGCAUGGACGAGUUGUACGUAUCCCUGUCCUGCUUCUGCAUACCUCAUUCCGCCGGUGUUCAUGUAUACCACACGUGCAUCUCCCUCAGUUUACAGCGUCGCUUUCGAGUUGACAUUUUCAACAAGAAUGAAUAAACUGUACAGGAUCAGAACUGUUGAGGAACACACGCACUCAGCCUGACGUAUAGAAGUUGCACAUUUUAAAACAAUGUCAUGCUGUUUUGUUUUGUUUUUUUCUGCCACCAAAAUGAAAAAUGUUUUACCUCUGACGGCACAUGAUUGCAUUAGUAAUCCCAUGCAAUGCAUCUUUUCUACAGUUUAGUUACAGCAUCUGAAAUUUUAAGUGUUCUUGUUCCCUUUAUGCCUUUUACAUUUCAAUAUUACUGCCUCACUACUCAUGUACCGUUUCUUUUUUUGUUUUGUUUUUGUAUUUUUCUCCUUUACGUGAUCAAAUGGCCUCAUCUUGUCCGAAGGCUCUUCAUCUUGUUAUAUUUCCGAGACCCAAUGAGGAUAUUAACUAUGAAUGGUUGAUCUUAUCCUGGUUUUAUUUAUCUGGUCCACUUCGUUAAUGUCUGGAAGAGGAAGACGCCGGAAGAAAGCGGAAUAUAACACAAGGAUCAAGUGGCCUUCCCGCAGCAGCACAGCUAAUUAAAAAAGACGGGCAUCACCGCGUCUUCCUGUUUUUAAUGAGGUUAUUUUUGCAUUUGGGGAGAUCUGGUAACUAAUUUCAUUCACCCAUCUCGCAAGUCUGCCCGACUCCCGAUAGAAGAAAAACAAAAAGAAAAAUGUCCGAAUGAGACCGAAGUGCCUCGUUGUUUGCGUGAGCACCCGGACGAUGCCCACGCAGACGACAUCAGCACUCGGGAGUUGUCUGGCGUGCUCGCGAAUCCGCCGGAGGAGAGCAAGUUGAAGCUGGGGCGGUGCCGGGUGCAUGUGAAACCCAAACCCGCUGCGUCUUUCAAGUCCCAAUAAACUUUGUGCUUUAGUUUGAGUACCCCGCAGUUUGCUCGUCUCUUUUUUCAAUCUGCGUACUUGAAAAUUCUCAACUGGGGCUUGGACGUCUUUCUGUGACUGACUCUCUCUCUGACUCUCUAAUGCCGGUUCCGGACAUCCC